Anisakis simplex (herring worm) is the source of this 312-nucleotide messenger RNA. Lineage: Eukaryota; Metazoa; Nematoda; Chromadorea; Rhabditida; Anisakidae. The record is from the annotation of a GenBank genome assembly.
AUGUACGAAGAUUUCGGUUGGGACGGUAUUUUGAUUUUGCGUAUAAUCCUUUCGAAUGCUGGACAGAUGGCGUGUGUCGCUACCGUUUAUGAACUCUACAAAAAGAUAAACGCUAAUUUAGCCUUCUCAGAGUCGAAGUCUGAUCACAAGUCUAAGAGCGAACCUGAGCUCAAACCUGAACCAGUUUCAAACGAAUACUGCAUCCAAGUCUGAAAAAACGUUUUCUUUUCAUUGCAGUAUUUGAACCAGCCGUAUAAAGCGAAUGGAGGAACACCACCGACUCCAAAGCUGGUAUCAGCACCGGAUCAAUAG